This is a messenger RNA of Enterobius vermicularis (human pinworm), 141 nucleotides long. Lineage: Eukaryota; Metazoa; Nematoda; Chromadorea; Rhabditida; Oxyuridae. The record is from the annotation of a GenBank genome assembly.
AUGAAGAUGACGACAGCGACGACAACAACGAUGACGAUGACGAUGACGAUGACGAUGACGACGACGACGAAGGAACAGAAAAUGAAUGAAGAAGGGAAGAAAGAAAGACGGAAGGAAACACUGAUAGCAUUAAAAGAUUUU